Rhizoctonia solani is the source of this 693-nucleotide messenger RNA. RefSeq lists its product as uncharacterized. NCBI's taxonomy places the organism in Eukaryota, Fungi, Basidiomycota, Agaricomycetes, Cantharellales, Ceratobasidiaceae. Bases 1 to 693 code for a protein of 230 amino acids. The transcript is spliced from 12 exons. The record is from RefSeq and is a predicted model, not a curated record. Gene Ontology annotation, molecular function: transmembrane transporter activity. Gene Ontology annotation, biological process: transmembrane transport.
AUGGCAAUGAUACUGGCAACAUAUUAUCUGCCUUUACAGUACCAAGCAACCAAAGGCCAUUCAGCCACUAAAUCGGGGAUCGACAUCCUUCCGUUUAUGUUAGCAUGUGUUUUAACUGCCGCGGGCUCGGGUGCAAUAAUCAAUGUGACGGGGCGGUAUUGGCAUUUCCUUGUAUUCAGUCCGUUGGUAUCUGCCGUGGCUUCUGGACUUCUAUUUGGCUUGAAUGAUGUAGACAUCUCCAGUGCACGUCUGGCCGGAUUCCAGAUUCUCCUCGGAGUUGGCCUCGGAGGAAGUUUGCAAAAUGUCAUCAUCGCAAUCCAGGCAGAGUACAAUCACGAUGAGAAGAUGAUUCCACAGGCGACGUCUCUCGUAACAUUCACCCAGUUGGGAGGUGGCAUCAUUGGUAUUGCUGUCGCUGGGGCUGUAUUUGCUAACAAAUUAGCCUCGAGUCUGUUCGAUAUCGCCCCAAAUUUCCCUCCUGAGGUAGCUGAAGGCGUGCGACAGAGUGUGACGAUCAUUUACACGCUCCCGCCCGAUCAACAAGGAGUCGUGAUCCAAGCUUACGUGCGUGCACUGAAUUACGUGUAUCUGGUGGGCGUCCCUGUUUGUGUAGUAGCGGCACUUUCUGCGUUCUUGAUCAAGGACCACAACAUCAAGACCAUGAAUAUGUCCAUACAAGGCGGGGCAGCAUGA